UUUGUUGUUGUUUUUUUAGGUUUUGUGUCUGUCGCGUGUUAAAAACGUCAUCAACACGCCCACUCGCUGGCGUGAAUCACCAUGAUCUCCUGAUGUCUCCUCACAUGGGCUCGCUCCACAUUAUCCAGUGGUUUUUACGAGAGGACCGGCAGGAGAAGCUCCGGAGAAUAUCAGAUGAGCUGUUGUCGAACAUGAUCUGCAGGUAAUAUCCGGAUAAUUGUCUCCGGACUUUACCCACUGUCUGUCUUUCACACAUACACACCACAGACACUCGCUCGCGGUGAAUCCAGCGGAUUUCCAUGGACGACCUGCGGAGUUCAGUGCAUGUCUGACAGCAGCUUUGGACAUUUGCAUCCGAGUCUGGAAAUGAAGAGUUCCCUGAAACCCAACAGUGCCAGUAACUAGCAUUGGCCUCUUUAGUGUGGGCGAGGGUGAAAAUGAAGGGAGAGGAAAAGAUGGGAGACAUGAGAGUGAGGGGGUCAGGUGAGGAGAAAAUAAAAAUGAAAGCCGGGCUCUAAUAUUAUCUCUUCCUAAAGACUGACAUUAAAACCCUCCCUCGUCCAGCAGGUUGGAGCAGAGGAGCCAGUCAGUGGGAGGUCUGUCUACCUGUGUGUCCCAGCAGCAGCAGCAGGCUGAUGAUCCCUCCUCCUCUUCCUCCUCUUCCUCCUCCACCGUCACUGUUUCCCUGGAAGCCCACAGACACCCGUCGCACCGAGUCGUCUUCUGCGCCUCCGGUCCACAGGGCGCAGGGCUCAGACGCACACUGGAGGAAUGCGUGGCAAACCCCGGCGUCUAUUUGGAUUUCCAGAGAGGAGAGACUGCUUUUUAACCGAGUGCAUUUUCUCCAGUGGGAUCAUAUCUCCAUAGUUAGACAUGUCUCUCCAGCAGCGGGUCGUCCAGCUCUCCGCCGCGUCGCUCGCUGUGAUCCUCGGCCAGGACGAGGAGAGUUUGCGCGCCGGCGGAGGGAAAGUCAACGCGACGAGCGGUCAGGAGAUCUUUGCGGACUUCAAGGCGCAAAACUCGCGCAGCUUUUGGAAUAAAAGGCUGGUGAAGGCCAUAGCGGAGGUGUGCUUCCAGGGAUGGAUGGAAAACUUGGUGCUUUUCAUUCAGGGGAACGCGAACAACCUGGAGGUGCUGAGGGAAGCGUGGAUGCGCAGGGCUCUGAGGUCACCGAAGGGGUUCAUCAUUAAAGCUGUCGGUGACCUGUCCCCGGUGCAGAUGUCCCCCGUCCCCCAGUCUCAGUUCAUUCCCCUGGCCGAAGUGUUGUGCUCGGUCAUCUCAGAUAUGAACUCCUCCCAAAUCAUCGUCAACCAGGAGGCACUUGUCAACUACAUGAGCAAAGCCCACCCAGGGAUAACCAUCCCCACUCAGGACAUCCUCUAUAAUGCUCUGGGCACUCUGAUCAAGGAACGCAAGAUUUACCAUACAGGCGAGGGCUACUUCAUCGUCACUCCUCAAACCUAUUUUAUCACUAACAACAUCGUCCGUGAGAAGAGUUGGUGGACGUCUGGAUCAGCAGAUGACCCUCCCUCUCCUCCUCCCAUUACUUACCUACUGAGCAACGAUGCCUGCGUGGAGAGCACCCAGUCACUCCCAGUGGCACACUGCAAGUCCUGCAGCUGCUUCAGCCCUCUCCAAACACCCACUAAUAUCACCUCUGCUACUGUUACAGCCACCGUGUCUCCAUCCACUGUCCCAGACCAACAUUCGGUCUCUGUCUCCAUAAGUGAGUGCACAGGUAAGAGCUUGAAGUGGCCUCGACCGCUGGAUCACAAACCCACGGUGCAGCAUCAGUCCACCUCCACGGCCGCAGACUGUCAGGCAAGUGAGAUCAGCAAAAAUACAGCUUCCACUAAUGCCACUGUUCGCAAAGAAAAGGACAACAAGCCAGGGAGGAAGUUUGGUCUCAGUAUGUUCUGGAGGAAUGGAGGGAAGAAAGAGAAGCCAAAGAAAGAAUAUGCAUCUUUCUCAGGUCAGUUUCCUCCAGAGGAAUGGCCAGUGAGAGACGAGGAUGACCUGAACAACUUACCUCGUGACCUAGAGCACGCGAUCAUCAAACGCAUCAACCCUGAGCUGACGGUGGACAAUUUGACUCGCCACACGGUCCUAAUGAAGAAGCUAGAGGAGAGGAGAGAGAGGGGGAUAGACAGAGUGUUAGAGAGGGGUCUGGAUAAAGAUGAUAAGGGAGUAGACAAGGGAAUGUCCACUGAGAUCCUAGCAUUCUCAAAACCCAGGCACCAUCACUCCUCUAAGGCAGCGGCAGGAAAAAGAUCUGCUCUGAAGGCUUCACGCAGCAAGAGGAGGGCCCACUCAUCCAGAGAGAAGCAAAGGGAAAGAGAGAAGGAGAGGGUUAAGAGUAAGGUUCCCAUAUGUGCGGACAAUUAUCCAGAGGGGGACGAUUUGAUCCCUACUCGGCUCAGAGUGGAAAUCCCUGUUGAUGAACCAGAUCAAGUGGAAGAAGGUGGAGUUGUCGAGGGAAAAUCUCUUUAUAAGAAACGCAUUGAAAACCCUUUCCAGACCCAGCCAAUCAAAGACCCGGCUGAUGCUGCUAUUCCCGCCACCAACAGAGAGCAGAGAAGACGAGAGGUGAAAGAGGGCAAGGCCUCGGGGCCAGGCAGGAAGGAGCGAACGAGUCACCGCUCGAAAUCCUGGGAUCCGCAUCGGGCCAAAGUUAACGCAACAGACGGAGAGCCCGUAGGGAAAUCCCCGACAUCUGACGACAGGUACGACUAUGUGCAUGACAAGGAAUUCGCUGUUGAUCAUCUGCUCCAAGCAGACACAAAACUCAACAGAGAGCUCCCGCUGGACUACAGCUCAGCCUACCCACAGAGCAGCACCCUCCGGAUAGACGACAAGGUCCGACAUCAGAGGGAGGGAACUGGCAAGAAAAGCUGGGAGAGAGACUGCAAAAAUGCACCUUUUCAGGAGGUCAAACACAAUACUGUGCCAGACCAAACUGUAGCUGAGAGCCUGUCUAGCGACCAGCAAUACUCAAAUACUAAGAGCAAUCUCCCUACACCUGUCGUAAACCACUCAUAUGACACAACACUGCCCUGGCCCAAGCCCUCUUUGCAGAGGAAACACUCGCUCAGACUCUCUAACCCACAGAGGGAUGAUCUACCAAGGCCUGAUGAACUUUUUUCACAUCAGCAGACCUGUGAUACUCCAGCCACCCAGGAGCAACAGGAAAUCAGAGCUGUCUCUAUCAGUUGUAGAGAACAAAGGGUCAUGAGCCAGGGAGAAAGGUCUGAGCUGAUAGCCGAGAGCAAUCCCUCCAUAACAGACGCUGAUGGAUUGAUAGAAGACGACUACAGGCUCUAUGAGAGAGCAGACGAGCGGGAGGACGAGGACGCCUGCAGCUCCCUGUGUCUCAAUGAGGAGGAGAUUAUUGAUGUGACAAAUGCGUACAGAGCAGACUACCGCGGUCACCAGCUGGUUUAUCAUAGCCGUGAAUCUGAUUUGCAAUAUCAGGGACACCACAGUCACUAUUACAACUCCAACCUCCACCAACCACAAGACUCAGGGGACAGCACUGUGAAAGAUCUCAUCCCCCCAGCAACCCAGAGGGCAUCUUCCCUCAGCCCCGCCAGAGUUGAAGAGACCAGCUGGAGGCUCCGUCAUCACCAUCAGAAGACUCGAUCACCAGGGGCCCAAAGUGGAUCCAGCCCAAGGCAAGGCACGUCCAUCCAGGGGGAAAGGCCCCAUGAGAUGAAUCUCGAUUUGGAUUGUCCCGAACCAUCUGAAGUUGCAGACAGCAGCAUCUUCGACUACUGCCAGACCAGCGAGAUCGAGUCAGACACAGAGACCGUACGCAAGUCUGCUGACGAGGGCGACGGCGAAUCUGCUCAUUGGGCGGUCGAGGCGGGGGAGGACGACUUUGACGAGACGUGUGUUCCUCCGACUCGCAGGGCUGUUGUGGGCAUGCCCGGCGGAGCGAGAAGGGCAGAGAUCGGGGAAAUGGGAGAAAACCAGAGUAUCACAGGAGACAGUGGUAUCGAUUCUCCUCGGACCCGCGUCAGCCUGGCCUCCAGCAACACCAACAUUCUAGAGGGUCUCAAGAGAAGAGGCUUUCUGCAAAACUUGGAGAAACUGCACUCAAAGAGCAGCACCAUUCGACCGCAGAGCUCACUGCUGCAGCUGACCCCCGUCAUGAACGUAUAGCGGGUCCAGGUCUCUGCUCGGGCUGAGAUCUCUUCACGCUGAUCAGUUUGAAAACCGAGUGCUUGAAUGUGAAGUUCUAUGCAAACCGCUCCAUUAGAAACACACCCAGUAAGAAGGGUUCGUACGUUGUUGCCUACCUCCACAUAAUGUGGAACCUACCUUACAGGGGCCAGUGUACAGAUGUACAGUAAAUAUAUUUUUCUUUUUGUAAAUAAGUUUUAAAGGUAAUAUGCUAUGAUUUAUCUAUUCGUAUAUGCGCUGUUGAACAUGUGUAUCUGCAGUUUUUUUGUUGUAAAUAUAGUUUUCUUUCCCUACAUGUCUCAUUGGUUAAAAUGUUCAUUACAGCAAUAACAUGUUCUUGCAUUUACUGCAGAAUCGUGUGCAUUGGCCAAGGUGUCUUUCUUGUCAUGUUGCUCCUGUAAAGAAACAACAUGAGUAUGUGUGACUGUGCUGUACUAAACUUGCUAUUAGUAUUGGCACAUCAACCUCAGAAUGCAAUAUUGUCCUAGGUUCAAUAAUACUUUUAUAGCCUUUGUCAAACCGUUAAACAGGCAUUUUUGUUUUUAUUGGACAAUAUCGCUCAAUGCAAUUAACAGAAUUAAUUAAAAAUACAUAUAUUUGUAAAGUUUACCUGGUUAUGUCAUUGUAUGUGUUGGUGGGAAAUGGUGGAUGUUUCAUCAGCUUGAAAUAAAAGCACAUCUAAGUCCCAUCACCAUUGUAGACCAGACGUCACUUUUCACCCACAUGACUGAUAAGGUUUUAUUAUCUCCUAAUGAUAUGGUGACAGCUGAUCCCGACAUUGAGUCUGACCUCCAGUUCUAAAGGAGUGUCAAACAGUGAAAGAUGGGAACUUUCCUGGUAUCAUGUUAUGUUUACAUUUUAACUCAGGACAUUCCCCUAGUUUUCCCCAGGUAAACGUUGCUGCUUUAUCUGCAGCAGAGUGGCUCAGUGUCGUUGAUAUUAAGACAAAAAUAAUCCUUUAUUGGUCCCACAAUGCAGAAACAAAGACAUUGCUAAAGAAAUAAACAUGCGAUACAAAUGUGAAUGAAAUGUAAAAAAAAUUGAAUAAAAUGAGUGUAAACUGAAUAUAUGAGUGUACAGUGAAAACACAGCUAGUCAUAUGUUGAAGUUAUAUUAGGAUCUUAUGAAAUACGCAUUAGUAACAUACCACAUCUGUAAUCAAACCAUUAAUGCCAUGGGUAAAGAGUGACACCAUGUGGCCACACUGUGGAUGUACGAGGUCAGAGCAGACAUAUAGUGAAAAUAUGACCCAGUGUCACUGCAACACAAAAUUCAGUGAUUUAUUUUUCAGGAUUUAAAAAAUUAUGCGUAAUCCUAAUAAAUAUUGAACGAAUAAGACCUAAUUAGCUCUGUUUGACGCCUUUCCCAUUUUAUGGAUGCACUACAUUGAUCGGACACCACAAGAGAGUCAACAACCUUUAUUUAUCCAUAAAUGUGCCACUCAGAAAUUGGGAAAAGGUGUUACAGGAUUUGCCCUUAAGAGAAGCUUAUAUGGAUGAUUUACAAUUUUUGUCUCUACAAUGAGGCCAUCGACAAAAAAAAGGGGUGGGGGUAAAGACAAUAUGGUCGUAACAGUGUAAACACAUGGUAAUAUACAUGAAAGCAAAAGGUAUCAGUGACAUCAAAUUAAAAUGUAGGGUAAGUAAGUAUGAAUAAGAACAAAAGACUCCUGGAAACCCUAACUUUUUUCCUCAAAUAACAGCUCAGCAUACAUUUCUACAUCGCAUGCAAUAAGGCACCUAUCUAACACAAGGAAGAAACCUAUGCUACAGUUUGAAGCACAAUUGUUAUCCAAAUGAAAAGAAAAUAUUGCUCACUAUAAUGUUCACUCCCAUAAAAACUGUAUAUCUCUCAUUCCCUUUCAUAGAGCCCAAGCCAUAUCUAAAAAAAUACAUCAGUUUGUAAAAGAUAUUUUACACAUAACAGUAAAUAGAGCGCCAUCCAUUGGAAUUCCAAAAAAUCUUGUAAAAGUGAGAUUUUUCACGUAGUCUUUUAGUAUACACAAUCUAUUUUUAGAUCAAAUCGUGACAAUCUGCAGAUCAACGUGUGUGUGUUACUUAUAUUCUGUACACAGGUCAUUGAAUUAGUCUCCAAAGAAAUAAAGUGUGGUGUUGCAUUUCAGUUACAUUUGGUGCUGGGGUACAGAGAAAAACCGCACAGUAAAUAAUUAGGACACGGGUCAUGUCUUAAUAUGCUACCCAGUAGGUUUUUAUUUCUAUUAUGCAUUUUCUUAUGGCUAAAUUGCAUGUCAAUAGAACCAGGGGGUGAGCCAGUAUUGCUCUCUGUACAGACUAUGCAGCAGUGCCAACCCAUAGUAGACAUACAAGAAAACAACCUCAUAAAUAUACAAGAUGGCUCAUGUUGGAUGGAGCCCAAAUUCAAGAACAAGCUGCAUGAGAACACCUGCAACACGGUUCAUCUCCAACACUUAAAACAAAUUAAAGUCAUAAAAAGGAGAAGAAAAAAAA
Messenger RNA from Paralichthys olivaceus (Japanese flounder), 6650 nucleotides. The record is from RefSeq and is a predicted model, not a curated record. Lineage: Eukaryota; Metazoa; Chordata; Actinopteri; Pleuronectiformes; Paralichthyidae.